Messenger RNA from Porites lobata, 4892 nucleotides. Lineage: Eukaryota; Metazoa; Cnidaria; Anthozoa; Scleractinia; Poritidae. The record is from the annotation of a GenBank genome assembly.
GGGGUCACAAAUGUUUGAUCAAAAAAUUUUGUUAUCACGCGUAGAUGCAAAUUAUCAAAAUACUCCUCUACCUUCCCACGGACUGCUUUAAGGCUGCACAAUGGCAAAGAAAGUGUCGCUUUUGUUUCUUUUUCUAACAUUUUCUGCGGUUACCUCAGCACCUGCAGAACGAACAAAGGUAUUAAUUCUGGGCGCUGGUGCAGCAGGAAUCACUGCUGCAAAGACUCUUCACGAUCAUGGAAUUGAUGACUUUAUUGUUCUGGAGGGACAAGAUUAUAUCGGUGGACGAAUAAAACAGGCAUCGUUUGCUGGUAUGAAGGUGGAAUUAGGAGCCAACUGGAUACAGUUUGCAAAUGAAAAAGAUAACCCACUGAUGUUGUUAAGGAACAAGUACAACUUGACCGGUCAUUCAUCCAAUUUCAACGACGUUCGUAUUAGGUAAGAAAGAAAUGAAGAGUAGCUAACUACGGCUUGUUGACGCUAUCCACUGGCAACUGUACAGUUUAAUUCUAAUCAACUAGAAACACUAAGAUAAUCUCAAAACGAAACUUAAGACCAGAGUAAUCCGCGCCUAAAGCAACAUGAUAUAUACGUAGCAUUAUCGACUAUUCGAAUGUCCUAUUCGGCUUAUUAACUGCGACAAUAACUCCACAUAAUUCAACAUUAUAACAGCGACAGUCUCAAAACAACAGGCUUUUGGAUCAUGUUUGUGUUUUGGAUAUCAUGUGGUUGAGGAAUUCAUGCACAGUACCCUGUACGUCAUGAUCGAUGGCGUCAUUUCGUAGUUUUAAAGUCACGAAGAGCAGUCAGCUCCUGACGAAGAGUUGUUUUAUGACUUCACAGAAAAUGGUCCGGAAAUCUUUCAUCAAGCAGGGUCAGUUGUCUAAAGAAUCUUAAGUUACUAUUUAAAACUAUUUUAAAAUCAUCACGGGUACAAUCCACACAUGAAAUAGCACAGCAAGAUGACAUUUUCAGCACCCGAACAAGUUUUUCACACUGUUAAUUAAAACGUACUUUGGAAAGGGCAUUGGAGCGUACCACUUAGAGAAAUAACAUCAUUGUGAUGUGUUGGUAUGUGUAUAAAUGACAUUAUACUUCGGAGACGAUCGGAGACAGCACGCAGAUUUCAGCUACACGGUUAUGUGUAAUUCUGUCCUCCCAGUUCUCCAGUAGUGCUCAGCUCAGUGCCUUGUCCGGAGGGGGGGGAAGGAAGGGGGGAUAAGGUGAGGAUGGGUCUCUCCAAUCCCCACAGAACAAUUGUGGCCAAAUGUAAGACUAACAACUCAAAUACCCUGUUUCCGAUCACGUGACUAGCGCCUAUGUUGGACAAAUGAACGAAAAAAGGACGAGCUUAAUAUAAGAAGUGUUCAAUUGCCACAGAAAUGUCUGAAUAUACCAAUAUGACCGUUGAUUUAACUGUAAGCAUUAAAAAAAGUUCCAAGAUUUCAAAUUCCAGACGGUAUGUAUGGGUUUUAACAAGCAGUCUUUACUUCGUUACUGUAAAAAUUGUGGGGAAGUAACUUGGCUAGACCAAAUUCAAUUUCUUGAAAAUUUGAACUUUCAAAGAUUGCCGAGUUCUUAUUCGACGUAGAUCGAAUUUAAUAUUUUACGUUGUUUUCUUUCUUUAUCCUUAGAAAUAUUCACAAUCAAGGAGCCGGCGAAAGGGCUGACAUGGAAGUGUUUAACGAAUGGCGCAAGAAACGUGAAGAGCUCUUUGAGAUGGGAGAGCAGAGAGGUGAAGAAGAUGUUCCACCAAGAGAUAUGCCAGUCUCAACUGCGCUUCAAAUGCUUGGCUGGACGUCUGACACCCCCUUGAAAAAAGUUCUUUCAUGGCUUGACAUCGAUUUCGAGUAUGGCGAGAAUGAACGUGUGACGUCAUUGAAUAACCUGGGUCCACCUGGAGAGGACUUCUUCAUUACCGAUCAAAGAGGAAUCUGGACUCUUUUUAGUGAUUUUUACUCACGUUUUAAAGAGAAAAUAUUACUGAACAAAACAGUGGUUCAAGUCAAGUAUUACAACAAUGGUGUGGAAGUCACCACAGCCGAUGGCGACACCUUCUCUGCAGACUACGGUUUGUGUACCUUUAGUUCUGGAGUGCUGCACAGUGGAUCAGUAACGUUCGACCCUCCCCUCCCAGAUUGGAAAAGAGAAGCCAUUUAUCGCCUUAGGCCUGUUUACAUGACAAAGAUUUUCCUCAAGUUUCCGAGCGACUUCUGGGAUGAUAAUGAGUGGAUCUUGCAUGUUUCGGUUCCGAAUCCAGCGCAUUUUCCGGCCUUUUUUGAUCUUGAUCGAACCGGGUUUUUCCCUGGAUCAACCGCUCUGUUUACAACAGUGACGGGUGAUGAAGCAGUAAGAGUAGAAGCUCAGGAUGAUUCUAAAACCAAGGAAGAAGUGAUGGAAGUGUUGAGAAGCAUGUAUGGUUCAAACGUGACAAACGCAACAGGUAGUUGACUAUCAACCUCUCUAAUGCACUAGUAAUUGACCGACAGAAAUGCCAUCUCUAGAUCUUGUGAAAAUGAAUAAGAUACGAAACGGUCGUCAUUAAGUUUCCAUGCAGAUCGGUGUUAACGGCGUUUAGUAUAAAGAAAUGAUUUUGUUAGACUGACUAAAAUAGAAACUACCAAUUGAUUGAUUCUUGAUCGUUCUCCGACGGAGUGACUGAAUUGAUCGUUCCACCAACUGACUGAUUAAUCGAUCGGUCGAUCGAUCGAUCAGUUGACUGAUUGACGGAUCAAUUGUCUGGUUGUUCGACAUAUGGAAUUAUUCACUAACUUAUUCAUCCAUUCAUUCAUUCAUUCAUUCAUUCAUUCAUUCAUUCAUUUAUUCAUUCUUUAAAAGAAAGACUGACUGAAUAACUGAAUUACUGAAUUACCAGCAGGCUAUCUGUCUAAAUGACCGGCUGGUAUGCCAUAUGCUGACUGCAGUUGGCUGACUGAUUGACUGACUGACUGACAACUCAGGGGCACCCAACGAACAUUUUUCUGAAAAUGAGCCGUUAACUACAGAAAACGAAAAUUUAGAUGCUUUUAAGGCAUUUUCAAGCGCUUUUCUGUGUUGCUGGAAAGAAUUUAUCUGUUCCUCACUCCCAGCAGGUUAGAUGGCUAUUCUCCCAGCCAGCAGAGUGGCCUUCUCCAUGUUUACGAGCCAGCAGAAAAAAAAAAACUUUAUUCAAAUAAGCGCCGCAGGGUUGCUUGGAAAUUGCGGCGCUGAUUCGAGUAUAUACGGUCAAAAUAAAUAACACACAGCCUUAUCUCUCGCAUGUCAACCAAGAAUAACAACAACUACAAUGGUAAUGAAAAAGGAACGUCACUAAGCCUUCCCUAGAUGUACCUUUGGUGAACCCUAUUCAGUCCAACUUGAAUAUAAUACAUCAGGCUGUUUAAUAGGUCCUUACCUUUUGCAUAAACAUGAAUCUCAUGAAUCGUCCUAACCGCCAGUGAACCGUUGCCAGUUAUCCAGUGGCGGAACGUAGCCUAAUUUCGAAUUUCUAACAACGGUGCCCCGGUGCAGAUUUUUUGAUCAGCGGUAAAAAAAUAAUCAGCGCGCACAAUUCGCGCACAUAGACGAGCCACCUGAGAGGAGCCGAUUACUCCUGAUACCCAGCUGGAUAUACACCCAAGAAAAAUUUCUAACAAAUUAGAGGGAUAAAAUAUCUCCAGCAAGAAUUUUUGAUACAUUUGAUAAAUUAUUGACCGCAGAUUUAAGACUGUACUUCCCAGAAGAACAGCCGAAACCUCAGUUCCCAGCCAGCAAAAAUUUUCUCUGUAGAACAGAUAUUGUGAGGAACAGAUCCGUUAGGUGCCCCUGACAACUGACUCAUUGACUGACUGACUGACUGAUCGACUAACUGAAUGAACUGACUGAUUGGCUGGCAGGCUGACUGACUUACUGACCGGCUGAAAGACUGUCUAACUGACUGAAUGCCGUACUGACUUACUGACUGAAUGGCAUCUGAGCUGCAUCCUAACUGACUGACUAACACAACCUGCUUAUGUGACCUGGUAGGCCAUUAUUCUUUUAGGCGCAGAUUUUAUAACAAUUAAAAUAAUGAAAUAGAAAAAUAAUGACUCUUCUUUCUCCUCUUUGAAGAAAUUUUGGUGAGCAAAUGGUCACAAAACCAGUUCACUUUGGGAUCCUGGACAGACCCAGUAAUCGGCACUGACGCAUCCGUCUUCGCCAACAUGGCAGGUCGAGUAAAAACUUUAUUUUUCGCUGGUGAGGGAACACAUGGAGAAUGGUACAGCUUCAUGCAGGGAGCGUACUUAAGUGGACGUGAUAAAGCCAAGGAAAUAGCGGCUUGUAUCAAGGGAGGGAAGUGUGAGCCAUACCAACCUUCCACAGGACUACCAGUGAUAGUUAAAACACAGGACUGCCAUGUGAAGAGCAAAGCAUCCCAUAUACAAAUGUUGCCUGUUGUCAGUCUUCUGUUUUGGUUCAUGUUUGUCAUUGGUUGUUCUUAGUUUGAUAAUUAAGUACCUCAGCAGUAGAACGUUUUAAAAGUUGAUUAGCUUAAAACUGAUGCUCACUUGAUGAAUCGACAAUGAGUACAAGAAAAAAGGAAAGCGGCUCUAGUGUGUGUUAACUCUGUCUACCGUUUGUCGCACAAUAGUCACUUAAUUGCUGCUCACGACUUUUCGACUAUUUCGACCACCUACUAUUUACGUUUAUAAGGCGAUAAUACCAAAUGGCAGUUGUCAAUCGAUGCAAUUUCAAUUUCAUCUUAUGAUCUGAAGAACUUAUUCUUCACUUGAAUUUAAAUACAAUUUUCUUCACUAAAGUGGAGUUGAAUGGGGGAUUGCUUACCAUCGAUUCAGAGAAGGAUAUGCCUACCACAAUAUUGUAGAAAUUCUCUAGGUUACCGCUCUCAGCUAACUAACCGCCCCCGGUCCAAC